GCCGGCGGCCCUGACAUGGGCGCCAGCGGCUCCAAAGCUAGGGGCCUCUGGCCCUUUGCCUCGGCGGCGGGGGGCGGCGGCCCGGAGGCGGCGGGCACCGAGCAAGCUCUGGUGCGGCCUCGAACCCGAGCGGUGCCUCCUUUCGUAUUCACACGCCGCGGCUCCAUGUUCUAUGAUGAAGAUGGGGAUCUGGCUCACGAGUUCUACGAGGAAACAAUCAUCACCAAGAACGGGCAGAAGCGCGCCAAGCUGAGGCGGGUGCAUAAAAAUCUGAUUCCUCAGGGCAUCGUGAAGCUGGAUCCUCCCCGCAUCCACGUGGAUUUCCCAGUGAUCCUCUAUGAGGUGUGAGCCUAUCGGUUGGCAGACACAAGCACCCACUGCCCAGCAAGAAACUCCCUCCCAGGUUAAAGGUGUGGCUUCCAUUGAGGAAUCCAGGCUGGGGCCACAACCCUGAAUAAAACUCCGUUGGCCCAGAACCUUCGGCGGUGAGAGGGACAGUCCCAUAGGUGUUAACUUGUAUUGGUUUGUGUGUGGACAAAAGGUGACGGGCGACUGGUGAGGGCUAAAGACAGAAGCACCAGACCACCCUUCCAAGCCACGCCUGCAGAAAUCAUGGCGGGACAUAUGCGGGUCAGGAAUGCCUGGUUCCUAGUUCCUUGCCUGGCCUACUUUCUUCCAAGCUUGCCUAGGGCCUGGCCCAGCUAGAAGUCACAGCACUUUACAAGCAAAGUCUGCCUUUUUCCAGCCCCUGGGCUGUGGGAGCUGUAUACAAGUGGGAAUCUUCCUUUCCCUCACUCCCCUACCCCCCCCCCCCCCAGUCAGAGCAUUUCAGCCGUUUGCUACCUCGAUUCCUCCUGUAUCGGACAGAGGCUGGGGACAGGUCCAGCCUGACUCUCCCCAUCUACCUGCCAUAUGUUCCUGCUCUAGGAUGGACAAAUUAUUGGCUGUUAAAUAGGAAUGGGGACUGGCAUGGGAGGUUUUUCCUUUCACCCGGGGCUGGGCUGAUCCCCAAUGCAACUAGUUGCUGCCCUCCCUGCAGCUGGGAGUGCAGGCCAGGGUCGGGACAGGCUGUGGGCUCCUGUUCCUAUGAGGAGUUGCCCCAAGCCACCUAUUACGUCGAAUGCCCCUUGCCUUUGCCCCAGUCCCGUCUUCCCUGCUGGGGAAAGGCUGUCCACACCCAGUGGUAAGCAGCGGCCGCUGUAGGGCUGGUGCCAGUGUCUGUGAGGAACCCACUGCCCUUACCCCACAGUGUCUUCUCCCCUUCAGGAUCAGUCAGUGGAAAGGACUGGAGCCCCUUCGUAGGGACAGAAAGGAGGGGCAAACUAUAAAAGAAAUACUUAAAAUGUGAAGGUUUGUAAAUAGUCUAAACUAUGAUGGUGUUGGGCAAAGUCUGAUUUCUAGAGAUGACUUUUUAAAAAAAAAAACUGCUUAAUGUGGAAGCUGUGUGCUUCUAGAGCGUGGGAAAUGGCUUGGGGAAGGUGGCCUCAGCAUAGGAAUACUGUUGUAUCAUUUGUUCAAUUUCAAUAAAAUUAUUUGUAGACCCUGAA
This is a messenger RNA of Jaculus jaculus (lesser Egyptian jerboa), 1547 nucleotides long. It is a transcript of the gene Tusc2, whose product is annotated as tumor suppressor 2, mitochondrial calcium regulator. Gene Ontology annotation, biological process: regulation of mitochondrial membrane potential; inflammatory response. Bases 16 to 348 code for a protein of 110 amino acids. Lineage: Eukaryota; Metazoa; Chordata; Mammalia; Rodentia; Dipodidae. Gene Ontology annotation, cellular component: mitochondrion. The record is from RefSeq and is a predicted model, not a curated record. The transcript has 3 exons.